AUGGCUGGAAUUAAAGGUUAGACGCUUCAAUUUCUCUUUUAUUUUAAGAAUCCCUUUUAAUCUGUUUGUAAUAAAAACAACAGGAACAAAAAUCUCUCACAGACAGAAGGGCGCGUUUGUCAGCUCCAGCUAGCUAACGGUUCCGUGGAGAAGUAGUUAGCCGACGGGCCAGUGCAGCCGUUAGCCUGAGCUCUAUAGGCUUCAUUGGUCGGAGGAAGCCGAUACUCGCUGUUUAAUGACUAGUAACCAAAAGCUAGUUCACAAACUGCAGCAUGUCAUAUUCCAAACAUGAUGUAUAAUAAAUGUCACAGCCGUUCAGGAUCGUAGUAACGCAGUUAUUGCUAAUGUUAGCUGCACCUUGACUUCAGUCAGCAGCACACUGUGGUGCUUGUUGCGACUGAGCUGCUUAGAUUAAUUGAUGCUAACCAACCACACUGACUGGGCUGCUAUUAGCGUGUAACAUGCGCUCUUCAUGGCAUGCUUUCGAUAGCCAUUGUCGCUGUUCCACGUGAAAUCAGCUGAUUCAUCACAUGAUAGCCACAGCAGCCGGGGGCCCUGCUGCUGUGAUGUGAAGACUGAGGGAUGCUCACUCGCCUGUUUGAGAGGAAAAAUGUAAAAACUGAGUCCACACUGAUGUGCUUUUCUCUGUCUGUUUCGCAGCUCUCAUUAGCCUUUCAUUUGGAGGGGCCAUUGGCCUCAUGUUCCUCAUGCUAGGAUGUGCCCUCCCUGUGUACGAGUAAGUACAAGCACCUCACACCAUGUGAGCUUGAUAAUGUGUGUGUGUGUUAGUGCUGGACGAUAAUUCGAUAACAAUAUAUAUCGAUCGAUAGACGUGUGCUGCGAUAGAAAAAAAACGGGUCGAUAAAACGUUCGAUAGAAAAACACAGUUUCCCUUUCUUUUUCAUCAUAGCCUAUCAUGUAGCUUUUACUACAGUCAUUACUUCCUCCCAACCAAUCACAAACGCAGACCCAGGUACGCUACGGCACCAAGCCCAGCCCCUAUCAAACCACAACAGACAGCACGUGUAUUAGAAAAAAUGAUACAGCAAGGAGAGGCGGAGGACAUUGUCAGUAGUUCACCAGCAUGGCAAUGUUUUGGUUUUUAGAAGUCUGACAAAAAGCGAACAGCGGUCGUUUGCAAAAUUUGCAGAGAAUUAGUAAAAACCAAGUCUGGUAACACAACCAACUUGUUUUACCAUCUAAACCGGUCGCACCCGCAGGAGUACGAGCUGUGUCGGCCGCGCCGCGGCUCCACGUCGUCGGAGGAGGAAUCCUCUGGAACCGCUGCCAGCACCAGCACAAAGCAAGUGAAGCAGACCAAACUGGACUUCGUUUCUUGCCAAAAUACGACAAAGCGUCCGAGCGGCAUAAGGACAUCACCCAUGCAGUAACAUGCUGCAUAGCGAGGGACAUACUGCCAAUAACUACCGUUGAAAAGCCUGGCUUCGACCAGCUUCUAGCCACUCUCGACCCGCGAUAUGAAGUGCCCGGCCGCAAGUAUUUCUCAAACACAGCGCUUCAGGCAUGAAAAUGGGUCAGGGGUUGAAAAGGUGAGAAGAAUGCAUCCCGUCCACUCAUUAGCUUCUUAAAGUGGAAGAAAAUGAGCUCAUAUUUUACAAAGACGCGAGUAUUUGGAUCAUGGCUACUAGCAGGGGGUGCAUUCGGCAGGGGUGCAUUCUACGACACAACACCGGCGUGGAUAAGUCCUGCUUCUCGUGCUCAGUUUGCGUAUCAAGUCAAUCACAUGAUGAUUAAAAAUAAAUAAAUCUCCCGACCCCGGGAGAAAUGUUUCAAUGUUCAGACACCAGGCUGUGGGCAGUUUCUCACACAGUUAAAACUGGUAGUAUGUUAUUCCCACCUAAAGCUAUUCUGUUUAUUCAUAUAUUUGUUUGUUUUGUUUAUUUUCAUCAAAAGACUAUUUAAAUAUUUAUUUAUCAGAUUUUCUGGUCACUUUAGUCUAUAUGUUUGUCAGUAUUUACUGACGUCACUCAGGCCCCUUAAGUUGAUUUCUUUUUUUUUUUUGUUCUUUUUUAAAAAACUUUCAGUUGUGGUAAAAUAAAAAAGGUGGUUGAAUAAAGGUUUGAAUUUGAAUUCAGUGCUUCUGUGUUCUUUAUUAAAAGUAGGUCAUUAAGCAAUAGCAUAAAACAUCAAGGGCUGCAAUUAAAAUAUAUGUUAAAUAAUUAUAAUAAUUAUAUCGAUAAUUAUCGAUAUCGAUCAAUAUGAUUUAUUUUUUAUCGAUAUGCUUUUUUUCUAUAUCGUCCAGGCCUAGUGUGUGUGAAACACUGCUCACACUUGGCACUCACUGACACGCACCCCAGGUGAUCUCAUCAGAGGUUUACAGCUUUAAACACAGGUGUGAAAGCAUGACCGGAUUAACUCACAUGGGGGCAGAAAUUAGCUCCAGGAUCUUUACUAACCUGCUAUAACAAUGCUGAAGUUAACAUUUGAUCUGCAGCUUCGGUUAUGAAAACAGGCCCCACUGCGCCUACACAUGUCAGACCUUGACAAGAUUACCUAAGAGAGGCUACAGACAUCUAAAAACACAGAUUUAUAUUUGUGGAAACCUUCAUCCUAUUUUUGGAAAUGCAAGAAAGGGCCAUUUCUAGUGAUGGGCAUGGCAGUUCUUCACUAGAAUCAGUUCACUUAAAAGAUUUGUUUGCCAAAUCACCAAAUCAUUUAGCAGGGAGCCUGUGACUCCGACCUCCUGAACUGAUACACAGCUGAAUGUUCAGGAUUCAGUUUAAUUCAGAGCUUCUGGUACCGGGAAACAAGAGUGCUUGGUUGUGUUGCUUUGACAAACAAGUUUGUAAAAAUUAACUUGUUUAUAAUUGGGCCCGACUGAUAUGGAUUUUUUAGGGCGGAUGCCGAUACAGAUUAUUAGUGGGAAAAAAUCCAGAGUUGUUGUGGUGGCAAUUUAGCGGUUAAAAAAAAAGGUAGUUUUGUCCGACAAAAAUGAUACUAGAGAGUGUAGUUCAAUGCCUGAUUCGUUCACCAAGCCAUUCAGGCGUCGGUACAGCGGUCCCUCGCCUGGCAGUGCUGCAUGCUAUAGCAGCUGCGCUUCUGACAGCUCAACUGAAGUGAGAAACGAACAAAUCACUCGAGGAAGUGAUUCGGUUUAGUACGUUCGCUUAAAAGAUUUGGUUCUUUUGAACGAACCGUUCGUGAACGACACAACACUAGCCAUUUCACCACUAUUUUCACUUCUGAACCACAUCGGACAAGGUGUGAUCCAGAUCCAUGUUACUUGGACUGCUCAGAUCGGGUUUAAAAUAUCCUAAAGAAGCUACAGACUCUACGGAAUUGUGAUACCUUCAGCCUACUGACUCUGACACAGUGUCAGAUUUGUGAUACAGUCUAUUUUUAAAAAUGCAAGAGAGGAUGAUUUCGCUGCCUUUUUCUCAGAAGACUGUUGACUCCCUUUGAUAAUCAAGUCCAGCUCUGACAGGUAAAGAUGCAGUGGAGUUUGAUCCGGACCAUGUUUCCUUAACCUGCCCAGUAACAGUCAAAUAAGAAGCUGCAAAUGAGACAUUGACGGGGCACUUUUUUCACCUUAGUAAACAGCAGAUCUGACCUUUAGUGAAUUCUUUCUAUGGUAAGAUUAUUACAUCGUCCGCCCAGCUGCAUUGUGGGGUAGUUUUUGGUUGGUAUCUCCUUUGAUGCAGAGAUUGCACAAUGGUUAAGUGGGUUUGCUUUUUGAAGUAGUCAAAGAAAUGGGGCUAUUAUUACUUGCAGCCGUUGUUGUCAAUUUAAUCUGCACCCCUUAUGUUGUAUAUGUUUUUAUUAGAUAGGUAAACAUUUACACUUUUAAUAAAUUUCACAGCUAAUGUGGGUAUUUGUUCUCAUCUUUUCUUUCUCUGCAGCAAAUACUGGCCUUUGUUCCUCCUUUUCUUCUACAUCCUCUCUCCUAUCCCCUACUGCAUCUCACGGAGGGUGGCUGAUGACACAGACUCAGCAAGUAACGCCUGCAAAGAGCUGGCCAUCUUCCUCACAACGGGCAUUGUCAUUUCAGCCUUUGGCCUGCCCAUUGUCUUUGCAAGAGCUGAAGUAGUAAGUAACAGAGUUUUUCUCCCCCCUCCUGGAACAUAAAGUAUAACAUUAGAAACAGACAGUCUCUGUGAUCAUGAAAACCUGGAAGAUCACUAUACAGUCAGUUGGUUCUUGUGCAUCAUGUUUCCACUGUUGCUAAAACAGGGAUACACAAAGAAAAACAUCUAGUUCGGGGAAAAUUUUACUUCUCCUAACAGUGUGUUCAGUAUUACAAGGGGGGCUGCUGGGUUACAGAUACUUUCAACCAAGCCAAACUCUUUUCAGAGCAAACUCUGCUCACCAUGUGCACAGUGACCAGAUUUAAUAUGGAGAUAUUUGCCCUUUUAGAACAAUGCAGCUCAGCAUUACAAGUUAAAAGUUUCUCAGGGUGUUUAGACCUAUCUUGUUCCCUUUCUCUCCUCCCUCUCUCUCCCUCUCUCUCUGUAUUCCUCCCCAACUCAGCAGCGGCCUGGUGGCUGCCUAGCAUGAGUCUGAUCCUGCCCAAGGUUUUUCCCUAUUAAAAGGAAGUUUUUCCUUGCCGCUGUUACUCAUGUUAGAUGAGAUGGGCCAAAUCCCAUCUUAGGUUGAGUCUUGAUAACUCAUCAAACAAUAAGCGUGGUCUAGACCUGCUCUUUUUCUUUGGAAAGCGUCUUGAGAUGACGACUGUUGUAAAUUGGCGCUAUAUAAAUAAAAUUUGAUUGAUUGAUGUGAUAGACCUGACAGCCACAGGCGGGGUACAGCAGUCAGAAAGACACAGUCAGGUUAUUCACUGUUUUGAUAUGGUAAUUAUUAUCAAUUCUUACACGUCAGAGAACAACAGAAUUUCUUGAAUCAGACUGUCUAUGAAGCAGCUCUUGACUGUACUCUUUGAAUAAUUUUUCAUGUUAGAAGAUCAGACAUCAACGUGUGUUGGUGGAGGGGCAGGAGAGGGGAGAGGAAUCUCGUGAAUUCUGGAAGCCUGUAUGGAAUCUAAGCCUAUAGCAGCUCAGCCUGAAGGCAACGCAGGACCAGCGCAUCAAAGAGAAAAAACUUGAGCCGGCUCUCAAACUAGAGAGGAACUUAGACCUGAAUUGGGAAAUAGAGAAGCCUAAUAAUUGAAGACUCUGUCCCCUUAUACUUCCUCUGAGAACUCCUGGGUUAUCUCUGCACAGCAUUAACAUGAUGUUCUGGAUGGGUGAAAGAAAACUAUGAGCUCCCAAAGUUUCUCUUUUGUAGGUGAGACAAAAGACUCGAUUAACAGUGAGAUAAUCCAGAGAGAGGUUCUGUUAUGAUAGAAAAAGAACCUGUUUUGUGGUCCUUAGAAACAGAAAUGCAGGAUUUUUGAAAAACCAGGACAAACAGGAAAAAAUCAAACCUAUCAGAACGGUGAAAUACUGCUUUCAAAUGAUACCUGGAGCUCCCUCAGCUGACAGAUGCACCAGCUGCAGCCAAGGACAUGGGUUGUAUUUAGCUGCUGGUAAUGUCCCAUCCUGCUGCGUGCCCUGAAUUAAAAACUGUCGAGCAGCAUGUGGAAGUGAUUUUGUAAACCGUGUCUGCUGACACCCUCUUGAUUUUGGCCUAAAUAUGCUCUGCAGCCUGGCAGCGCGCGGCAACAUUUGUCAAACUGAAUUAUUGAUGUGUUUGGUUUACAGAUCGCCUGGGGGGCGUGUGCGCUCGUGCUAACGGGUAACGUAGUGAUCUUCGCGACCAUCCUGGGCUUCUUCCUGGUCUUUGGAUCCAACGAUGACUUCAGUUGGCAGCAGUGGUAA
Molecule: messenger RNA, 5774 nt
Organism: Xyrichtys novacula (pearly razorfish)
Lineage: Eukaryota; Metazoa; Chordata; Actinopteri; Labriformes; Labridae
Source: the annotation of a GenBank genome assembly